Messenger RNA from Phytomonas sp. Hart1, 411 nucleotides. Lineage: Eukaryota; Euglenozoa; Kinetoplastea; Trypanosomatida; Trypanosomatidae. The record is from the annotation of a GenBank genome assembly.
AUGGUCGAGCUCGCCGGCUAUCUUCACCCGCGCGACGUCCUGACGCUUCUGCGGGAGCGCGAUGGGGGGAGAUAUCCUUCCCCCGGGGCCCUCGGCGAGCCCCCGGCCCCUCACGACGUGGGGUUGGAUAACGUGACCUUCACGCAGGAGUUGGAAUCCUCGAGCGUCGCGGCGGACGGGAUGUCGGCCGGCCCCCAAUCCGACCCCGCCGGGGCCGCUAAUCGCCCUGAGGAAGGCGAGGACACCCAGAAAAAGGCCAAUGUCCACGAGUUCGACCUCACUUUUGUCAACGAAGAGGAGGGUCCUGUCUGUAUGAAGGGCAUUUUCUAUUAUAAGAUCGGCACGCAAGACACGCUGGCGCACGAACCCAUUAAAGCGAUCCCAUUUGGGCACCUGUUGUUAAACUCUUGA